Adineta steineri is the source of this 906-nucleotide messenger RNA. The record is from the annotation of a GenBank genome assembly. Lineage: Eukaryota; Metazoa; Rotifera; Eurotatoria; Adinetida; Adinetidae.
AUGUUACAAAAAUUAUUUUUCUUAAUUUUAUUUUUUGUUAUAACUUGUGAAGGAUUUAUGAAUAUUGAUCAAUUUAUGAUAACUAAUCAAACAAAAAAUCGUUUAAGUUUAACAUGUCAAUAUAAUGAUUACAAUAAUGUUUAUAAUGUUACUAAUUGUGAAUAUUGUGUUUAUCAAUCUUUUAGUAAUGGUUCAGUUUCAUCAAUUAAUAAUGAUUGUAUUCAAAUAACAAAUACAUAUAAAAGUAUUUCAGAGAGAUGUCAAGGAUUUUCUGAUAAAACUGAUGUUGGUUAUGGAAUUUGUUCACCACUUUCAUAUGAAACAUUUAAUAUAUCAACACUUUGUAUUUGUGCUACAGAUUUUUGUAAUACAGAUAUUGAUUCAUGUCAAUCUUCUGUUCAAAGUCAAACUCAAUCAAAUUCUUUACCAUCUGUUUUACCUUCAUUUCUUCCUCAAUUAGAAACAUCAAUUUCAUGUAUGGAUUCAAAAAUUUCUGUAAGUGAAUCGUUAAGUGUAAGUUAUCAUUGUAUAAUGUAUCAAAAUGAAAGUCCUUAUAUUAAUUUAACAAAAUGUAAUGAUUAUGUUAUUAACAAUACAGUUUUAUGUCUCAUCUUUCUUGAUGGAGAUCAAUCUGAAUCAAUAGCAUUGACGGGUGAUGACUAUGGAUUCUUCUUAGUUGAAGAAAUUAUGUCUAUUUAUUCUGAACAAGGUUCAAAUAUUGAACAAUAUUAUAAUGAAAGUUCAUCAUAUUUUUAUAUAUUUUCAAAUGCAACAAAUCCAACUGAUAAUUCUACUGUUAUUCAGCAAGUUUGUUUUUGUGCUCAAGAUAAUUGUAAUUCUAAUUUAACGAAUUGUCUUAAUGCAAAUCGAUCAUUAACAGUGACAAAUAAUGGAAUAAGUAAAUAA